UCUCAUACUGCUGUUGUUGGCUGUUCCAUUUUCGCGGAUCCUUGCAAGGCUGCUGGCCUAAGCCACCUGUCUAAGCCACCAUUCAUAGGUGUACAAAACAACCAGCAAUUCCUCAUUUCAUUCGAUCUCAACAACAUUGCACUCAGGAUGCCUACGCCAAAUAACUUUCGUAGCCGUCCAGUAUAUAUCGACCUUGACGGCAACCCCUCUUACCACUACACAUGUGGAGACGUCAUUCGCGGGAUCGUCCGCGUCCAUCCAACCGUCAGGCCUAGCUCUGUCAAGCUCUUUCUCAAGGGACGCUGCAAGAUGAAAAUUGUAGUUCAGAAAGGUCAGAAUUCGACUACAUACAAGGAAAAGGUAGAACUGUUCUCCCAUGGUCUGAAGCUCUUUGGGUCUUCUCAGCCUGGCGCAAGUUAUGAGAUUGUCAAUAAAGGCAUUGCGGAGGACGGCAACGUGGAACUGCCUUUCCAAUUCAUCUUCCCGAGCUCAGUUGAAUCAAACCCUACAACGAGGUUUCCAGAGCGCCGGGGAUUCGAGCACCAACCGGGUCACCCUCUGCCACCCAGCUUGUCAGCUUCGAUUCGAGAGUCGUCCCUAUCAUUUUCAUCUAAUGACCAAGCGGUCGAGUACUGGAUCGAGGCUCAAGUCUUUGGGAAAGCAGCUCACUCGGUGGUUCAACCACUUCCUUUCCUCCCACCAGUUCCGUUUAUUGACCCAACACGCUUUAUCAACACUACGCCAGACCGCCGUUAUGAGUUGUUUGUUACAUCUCGCAAAUUGCAUCCCGACUACAACCCAGACGAAAAGAUUUUCCGCAGGUUCAAGAACGCCUUGACGUCAAACUCAGAAAAGGCCCCUUGGGCGAAGUGGAGAAUUAAAGCGUAUGUGCCCACCACAUUGCUCGCAGGGGCGCAGAUACCUAUAAAGAUAUCAUUCCAGCACCUCAAGAGCUCAGAGGAAUUACUCGACGUUCCUCCACUAUAUAUUAGACGAGUCCAAGUUAAGCUCAUCUGCACGAGCUCAGCGCGCAUCCCUUACUCGGGUUUUACAGGGGAACGUGACAUAGAUACGUCUGAAAUCGAUGAACAUCUCAUUCUUCAUCGAAGUUUUCCGGAACAGAAAAUGCUGUUAUAUGAUGACCUGCCAUUCUCAGAUUUGGGCCCGACCAAGUUGCCAGAGUCUAUUAUCCCAAAUUUCCAGACAUUUGGCUUACAGUGGGAGUAUUCCAUCCAUGUCAAACUAGAAUUGGAAUGCGCGAAAGUGUCUUCCAAAGUCGUAGCAUGCCAUGGACCCUGCCGGGUUGUGCGUGGUACGAUACGUCCACCUCCAGGAGAGCCUCCGGCACAAGAAGUACCUCCGCCGUUCAGCGAAGUGUCAAGCAGUACUGAAAAAGUGCUCUCGAAGGAACCUAGCGCCGUCGAUACGGCGAUAGACGCACCCGAAUCCUCCACUGCGGGUGCGGAAAAUGCCUCCAAAGAGCCACCGCCACCCUACCAGGGCUGA
This is a messenger RNA of Periconia digitata, 1506 nucleotides long. The record is from the annotation of a GenBank genome assembly. NCBI's taxonomy places the organism in Eukaryota, Fungi, Ascomycota, Dothideomycetes, Pleosporales, Periconiaceae.